Molecule: messenger RNA, 785 nt
Organism: Cryphonectria parasitica EP155
Lineage: Eukaryota; Fungi; Ascomycota; Sordariomycetes; Diaporthales; Cryphonectriaceae
Exons: 1
Coding region: 352-669 (105 amino acids)
Source: RefSeq, a predicted model, not a curated record
UGCCCUUUUUGUUACUUGUGUUGCUGUGGCAUCCGAUGACACCCAACACAAACAUAGCACAACAGGGAAGUACAGCACGGACGGGGGACCCCCUGGACGACGCUGAACCUGGUGGGUGGGCAAUGUAGCAUCCACAUUCUCGCGCCUCCGCCGUGUACCUGCAUACGCUGAGCCUUUAGCCGCCCCCCUCCGCGGCUCGACAGCUCGUUCAACCGCGAGACAUGCAUACAGCACUUUGUACCGCCUCUUCAUGCGAGGACCCUUGCGGUAGCAGUCUUGGCCCAUUCUAGCCGCCCGAUAUCAGACAGACGCCGUAUUCGAAACCUGCCAGCCAAUGUUGGCGGCCCUCUGAUGCUCCACAGCUGCCAGCAGAUACACCAUCACCGUUUCAUGACCGCAGCCGCCGCCAACAUCAACCCUGGUUUCAUGUGGACUACAAUGUACCAAUUCCGUCGUGGACCGACAAGAGGCCCCCCUCCUUCUCGCCGCCUACACCUCGACCCAUCCUCCUGUCUGCCGCUUGGUCCUUUGCAAGGGAUUCCGUUGCUGGGCCCCCCAGUAACCUCUCUGUGCUCCACCACCAAGGGCCCCCCGUUCCCCAGAUCAGGUCUUGUCAUCUCACCUGGUCUCGACUCGAUGCCAAUUCUGGCCUGUCAUCCUGUCAACUGAUCCUAUGUAUAUAUUUUUAUAAGUAAGGACAGCCAUCCCGAUAUCUGUCUCGUGUCUUGGCUUCUCUUUUUCUUCUUUUCAUUGAGUCCAAGCAUCUCUGCCUUGAACAGCAUCAC